Cicer arietinum (chickpea) is the source of this 1237-nucleotide messenger RNA. Its product is annotated as transcription factor NAI1-like. Lineage: Eukaryota; Viridiplantae; Streptophyta; Magnoliopsida; Fabales; Fabaceae. Gene Ontology annotation, molecular function: protein dimerization activity. The record is from RefSeq and is a predicted model, not a curated record.
CUAUAUAAUAAGUUGCAAUGUGUACCUAUCUACUCUAUAUCAUCUAGUCUUAGGCAAAGGGCCACUCUAAGGGUUCUCUUCAAUUUGCAAAAAAAAUGGAGGAUUUAUUGGAGAGUUUGAGUUCUUAUAUGGAAAUGGAAGAUGAUGAAUUGAAUCAAAAUAAUAGUUCAAUUGAUGAUGAGCAAGAGUUCCUUAAAGAUAUCAUGCUUGAGCAACCUGAAUGUGAGUCCUAUUCUUAUAUUUUUUCCAAUAAAAUCCAAAAUAAUAAUAGUACUAAUGUUGCCAUAAUUAAUGUUGAAGGUAAUGCCACUAGCCCCACAAAUAGUAUUUUACCUUUUGAUGAGAAAAGUAAUAGCUCCAACUCAAUAAUGUCUUUGGAAAGAUGUGUUUGUUCUCCAGCCACAUAUCUUUUAUCUUUUGAUAACUCAAGUGUUGAACCAAUCAUUGAACAAAUGUCAAAUAAAAGAUCACAUGAUGGUGUUGAAUUUGAACCAAAGGUGAAUCAAGCAACAAAAAGGGUUAAAAGGGAAUCUGAGAUACAAGAUCAUUUAAUGGCUGAGAGAAAAAGGAGAAAGGAAUUAACAGAGAGUAUCAUAGCACUUUCAGCCAUUAUACCUGGCUUGAAAAAGAUGGACAAGUGUUAUGUACUUAAUGAAGCUAUAAACUACACGAAACAUCUUCAACAGCGCAUUAAAGAAUUGGAAAAUCAAAACAUAGAUAAGAGAGUAAAAGAUCCAGCAAUAUUCAUAUGGAAAUCUCAAGCUUCCUCAAAUAAAAGCACUACUAGUACCUAUUGUGAAAGGAACACUGAAUUGCUACUCGAGGUUGAAGCAAGAGUCCUAGAAAAGGAAGUACUCAUUAAAAUUCAUUGUGAGAACCAAAAUGACAUAGUGCUCAAAAUACAUGAAUUGCUUGAAAAGUUCAAUCUCACUAUAACCACUAGUAGCAUAUUACCAUUUGGUGCUUCUAUUCUUGUAAUUAACAUUUUUGCUCAGAUGGAUGAAGAAAACAGCAUGACCAUGGAUGACCUUGUGAAAAAUCUGAGAAAACAUGUUUUGGAGGCACAUGAUCGUCAAUGAUUCAAUAUUGAUCCGUUCUAGUGCAUCAAAUUAAAUAAAUGAUUUCUCCAUUUGUAAAUUAUAAUAAUUGAUUGUGGAUGUUUUGAAGAACCAACUCUACUUUAGUGCAUCAGUUUGUUUUCUUGUUUGUCCCGUAAUAAAAAAAAAUGUUGUGAGCA